AUGGGACAUGCGCUGAAAUGUAGCGCCAUGAAUGCCAUGAAUGCUCGACUGGCCGGGCAUCGGAAGGUGUGGCAGGUUUUGCUGGCGGUUCUCUCGCUGUACUUGAGCUUUGCCCCUGCAAAUGUGGUUGGCAUCAAAGCACCACUGUUUCGUUUGAGCCGUUGCAAAGAACAGCUGCCUCAAACAGUGGAUGUGUCCUCAGUGCGACGGAAAUUCAUUCGCCUCCACCAGGAAGACUUCCAAGAUGAGGCCCCCAAGGUCACUGAGGAGCGAGCUUCGCGAAGGCAAAAAUUUGAGACCGUAGAGGAGUUCUGUUUCCUGUUCGCAGAAAAUGACAAGGAUCUGGAGAAGUCAGGUGACAGGACGCUUUGGGCAAUGCACGAGCAGGCGUUGGUGGAAGCAAUGGAGGAUGGAAGCAUUUUUUGGCAACCUCGUAUCACUGGAGAUCUUUCCUGGAAACGCCUGAGGGAAAAAGAGCCAGAAACACUUGAGCGUUGGGAAACCUCAGAUUGA
Molecule: messenger RNA, 513 nt
Organism: Cladocopium goreaui
Lineage: Eukaryota; Dinophyceae; Suessiales; Symbiodiniaceae
Source: the annotation of a GenBank genome assembly